CAUCACGUCAAGUCUGCGAGACGCUACAAAUAGCCUAAACAGUUUCGAUUUUCCGGAGAAACAGGCUGUGUACACUGCUUUGUCAAAUCACAAGAAAUGGGCCCUGUGUCAGCUGCCGCUAUCGGAGCAGGAGUUGGAGCAGUAGCUGCCCUGUUUGCGGCUCCUGCUGCUCUGGGGUUUGCAGGCUUUACUUCAGCUGGAGUAGCGGCGGGUUCCGUGGCUGCUAAAAUGAUGUCUGCUGCUGCCGUGGCUAACGGAGGAGGAGUGGCAGCAGGAAGUGCUGUGGCUGUCUUGCAGUCAGCAGGUGCAGCUGGCCUGUCAGGAGCCGCCACUGCCGCUGUGACCAGCGCUGGAGCAGCAGCAGGAUAUCUGGCCAGUUUUUUCCGCCGAUAAUCGUAAAAUAACUUGAAGAACAAAGGAGGCAAAUGCAACUUGAGAUACUGUAUCUAACCUCUCCCACUCUGCUCACUGUCUAUUUCAGCUUAUGCCCCCUGGGAGGCGCUAUGGGUGUUUUCUGCAAUAAAUCUAUAAAACCUGA
Acanthopagrus latus (yellowfin seabream) is the source of this 538-nucleotide messenger RNA. Its product is annotated as interferon alpha-inducible protein 27-like protein 2A. The transcript has 4 exons. Bases 97 to 393 code for a protein of 98 amino acids. Gene Ontology annotation, biological process: apoptotic signaling pathway. Gene Ontology annotation, cellular component: membrane; mitochondrion. The record is from RefSeq and is a predicted model, not a curated record. NCBI's taxonomy places the organism in Eukaryota, Metazoa, Chordata, Actinopteri, Spariformes, Sparidae.